Portunus trituberculatus (swimming crab) is the source of this 4067-nucleotide messenger RNA. Its product is annotated as probable cytochrome P450 49a1. NCBI's taxonomy places the organism in Eukaryota, Metazoa, Arthropoda, Malacostraca, Decapoda, Portunidae. The transcript has 11 exons. The record is from RefSeq and is a predicted model, not a curated record. Gene Ontology annotation, molecular function: monooxygenase activity; heme binding; oxidoreductase activity, acting on paired donors, with incorporation or reduction of molecular oxygen. Bases 202 to 1773 code for a protein of 523 amino acids.
GAGGAGCUGCGAAGGGGAAUUCGGGACGGUUUCUCAGGGACAGUGCCAAAGAUUCCACUUAUUCCUUUAUUUUCGCCUCACCCUUGUUCUUCCCAUUUAACUGCUUUCAUCGCUAUAUUCGCCUCACCUAUGGGUUCUAUUCCGCCUGCUUCUGUUAGGGAAGUGCUUUCAUCUUAGUUCUGCCCACCUCUUUAUUUUACCAUGAUAUGUGCAAUGCAGCAUACCUGGAGGGCUGCACGGUUGCCAGUGCUCCCUGUUUCUUGCUUGGCUAUUGCAAGAAUGGGAGCACAUCAAAUGGCAGAAGCUGUACAACACAAAAAAACUGUUCUCAAGUCUGUUAAAGAAAUUCCAGGCCCUCCGACCUUCCCUGUGAUCGGGUGUUUACCGACCUUGUUUAUCUUUGGAAUGACUUACCCUAUGAAGUCCAUUCACAAGAUGUUUCUGGACUUGUCAAAGAAGUACGGACCCAUAGUGAGGUUGGAAAACCCACAGUUCCCACCUGCGGUCAUGGUGACUGACCCCAUCUACAUAGAGGCAAUGAUCAGAAUCACCAUGGACAAUCCAUUACGAUAUGGCUUCUUUUCUCUAAAGAAAAUCAGAUAUGAAGCAAUAGACAACUACUUUGAGAAAAAAGGAGGUCUUCUUGUUGAGAAUGGUGAUGAGUGGUGGCGUGUGCGAAGUCGGGUUCAGACUCCUAUGUUGAGAUCUAAGAAUGUGAGUUCCUAUUUGCCUGAGGUGGACCAAGUCACCCUUACCUUUGUGGAAAGGAUGGCCUCACUUCAGAAGCAGCAUGGUGAGAUGCCCAAAGAUUUCCAGACUGAAUUGUACAAGUGGGCUCUAGAGUGUGUGGGGCUGGUGGCUCUUAACCGUCGCCUUGGAUGCCUGGCAUCUGAUAUACAUGAAAACUCUGAGCCCAUGAGACUCAUCAACCUGGUAAAUGAUCUCUUCAAAUCUUUGCAUCAGAAUGAGUUUGGUUUACACUUAUGGCGCUUCUUUCCCACAAAAAGCUUCAGAACUCUGAGAGAAAAGCAUGAUGAAUUUUUAAGACUAGCAGACAGCAAUAUUUGUGAGACUGAGAAAUUGCUAUCAGCUAGGGGUACAGAGAACCAAGAAAUCACCUUAUUGGAGAGGUUGCUUAUGGUGCCUGGUCUCUCCCGCAAGGAUGUUGUAACCCUCAUCCUUGACAUGCUAUUUGCUGGCAUAGACACAACUUCUCACACCAUGGCAUUCACACUGUACCUUCUGGCACGCAAUCCUGAAGUGCAAGCAAAGUUGCAGCAGGAGGUGGACACUGUGGUGGGUAAACACGAUGGGCCACUUACUGUGCGUCAUCUGGCUCAAUUUUCAUAUAUGAAGGCAGUCAUCAAGGAGUCAUUCAGAAUUUUCCCUCUUGUAAUUGGCACCAGUCGAACUCUAGACAAAGACCUAAUCCUUGAUGAUUACUUGAUUCCUAAAGGUUGGUCUGUGCUUGGCAUCAACAUGGCUACAGGAUGGGAUGAAGCAUACUUCCCAAGGGUCAAGGAAUUUGUGCCUGAACGCUGGCUGAGACACAAGCCACUAGGGCCCAUUCACCCCUAUGCUGUCCUGCCCUUUGGAACUGGUACAAGAAUGUGCAUUGGUAGGCGCCUCGCUGAGCAAGAAAUGUAUGUCUUCCUUGCAAGGGUGAUGCAGCGGUUCACUGUUGACUACCAGUAUGAGGACAUAGAAGGUCUCACCAGCAUGGUGUUUGUUCCAUCACAACCACUAAGAUUCAAUCUCACUGAGCGGUCCUGAUUAUCUUGUUUAUGAUAUCAAGAGAGGAAGGAGAGAUUCAACUAAACAAAAUUAAGUUCAUAUUGAUGAUGAAGAGUGGCCUCUGCAGGGUCACUUAUGAUCCCUGAAACUGUAGCUAACAUAUAGAAUUACAAAGGACUGGAAGCAAGAAAGUAAGGAAAGGCAACACUACAUGGAAAUAUUGUUCCAACAGAGAAUUUGAUGGUGAUAGUAUUAUUUGGUAGUCCAAUGAUAAUAAUAAUAAUAAUAAUAAUAAUAAUGGUAAUAAUAAUAAUGAUAAUUAUGAUAAUAAUAAUAAUAAGUAGAUGAACCAACAAGGAUCUUAGCAAGCAUAUUCAUACUCCUGGAGCAAACUGUUAUGAAUUGCUUGGUAUGUGGGGAGCGAGUCACAUUCAGGAAACAGUUAGAUACACACACCUGGCUCACUCAUUCAGUGUUAGAAUCAAGCCAAUGUUUAACGUGGCUCAACAUUCUUCCUCUUCACCUCGGCUCACCAUUACUUCUAACAGACAUUCUAUACAAAAUUCCAGUUAGUCACUCUGUUUAGUUGCAGGCUUGUGCACUAAUAGGUAUUUAGCAUCCUGUGUGUCUGUUUAAACAAAAGUAAUACUGAUGAGCUGGCACUGGUCUUUAUAUGCCUGUUAGUCAAACUAUUAUUUUGUGAUGAAUAUCCUAGCUGACAUAUAACAACAGACCCCUGUCCCCAUAUCAUCUGUUAUAUGCAUAUGUUACCAUCAAAUGGUGUUGAUGUGGAUUAUAUGGAAUUAUAUGGUUAUUAAUUACUGUAUAUAAUAUAUAUUCCUGUAUGAUCUGUUUUUUCUUGUAUAAAUGUACUAAAUGCUGCCUAAAAAGUAUUGUUUCAGGGUGGGCCACCUAUGUUUACAUAUACAAACUAUUAAGUACAUACCAGAUAUUUGUAUUUUUGUCUGUAUAAGCUUGUAUAAAUGUUUUAAGUGUUGUAUUAUAAUAUGUAAUAGGCAAUGACCUAUAAAGUAGCAAGACAAACAGAGGAUGCAAGGUGUCCUAUUGUGUCACUACAUUAGUGUGAUAUGUAAUGUUGGAAACAUGGAUUUCAGGAUGAAGCACUGGCAUUAGUGUUCCAUUGUAAGGUAAUAGCUUAUGACUGAUGUCAGUUUGCCACACUAAUCUGCAAUGGUGGCACCAGGAAAUUUUCACGGGGAGGGGGUGGUAAAAUGUGGAGGGGCUUAACAAACUGUCAUCAAAGUGAAGUAUUUUUGGUAAAUUGCUAUAUAUUUUAGUACUAAGGUACAUUUCAGACACCUAUACACUGAGAAUAGUGUCAAGGAAAUCCAGAGUAAUGUAUAUUCAACAUUUAUUACCAUUAAGGUAAGAGCCACUCUAUCAAAAGAAAUAAAAUAUAUAGAUAUGUGUGAGUGCACAGUUACCAUGGCAGAAAAGAAUGAUUCUCUAUGAAGUUAAUACAAUCUGAGAAAGAAUGAUAAAAGUUAGAGCAUGGCAAACAGUCCAAGAACUUUAAAACAAAUUGCUUCUUCAAAAUUAUGUGUCUGAUCGGGAGAUAGGCAGCAAAUGUGUUUAUAAUAGUAUCAAUGUUCAGUGUUUGGCCUUCCUAGAAUUAACUGAUAUUACAGCAAAAUUGGCAAUAUUGGAGGGCUGAAGGGGGGAUUGGCUCAUUAUUCUGGGAUUAAAGCCCUCCCCUUGCUGCUGCCACUGAUACCAAUAGUGCAUAGCUGGUUAUCAUUUAUUAACUUGGUAGAAGAAAAUUAUUCAUAAAAAUUUAAGAAGCCAGGUUUCAUUGUCAUGACUGGAAUGAUGCUGACAUAGACGGACAGAUAGACUAGUAUAUUUUUCCCAGUGAUAUUUGUUCUCAGUGAAUGUUCUACAGUUCCUAGUUGUUGUUUAGGGUUAUUCUUUAGUAUAAAGACUUAGUAUGAAUAUAUUAUGACUGCCAGUCAUUCAUACUGGAUGAUUAUUUUAGAUUAUUUGAUAAAAACUCAAAAUAAGAUAAUGUGUGUAUUUGACUUGCAUCUUAUUAGUAAGGUUCAAGGAAAAUGAUCUUAAAAAAAAGGUUCAAUUUAAAUUUUUAAAAAAGGAAAUUGUAUAAAAAUAAUGUUAUUUUGCCUAAUAGAUAAAUUAUACUCUCUGAAUCAUCUCUACUAGAACUUUUUAACCUUUCUAAUAAUUCUACUGUGAUUAAUAAUUAACUAUAGUAUAAUGUAUGUUUUUGCAUCCCUGACUGCACUCCAUAUAUCUCAUUUAUCAACCAUUUUUAUGAUAUUUGUAAUUAGAAAUUCCAAGUACAGUUAUCAUGUAGC